UUUUCCUCUUUCGUGAAACAAUUUAACUAUCUACUGACAGGGAACUCCGCAUCGUUACGUUUUCAUCGAGACGAAAAUUCUUAUUGAAAGAAUGCAAUUUUCAUGAGAACGGAUAAGGCGAUUCACGACUCGAAACGUUCGAGUCAUUGAUCAUCGACGUUGCGACGUAAGCACUGUCGAGUGUCCACUUUAUUGCCGGUAAAUAGUGGUAUUUUUCUUGUUCGCGAAGUCGCAGACAGAGACUAUUUACAAACAUGCCAUUCAGAGUCAGCUUGUAGCAGCGGCGCUCGUAAACAUUCGUAAACGUCGUUCGCUCGGCACGCUCGUGGUGAUCCUAGAAAUAAGAAACGUCAGUGCUUCUGUUGCGCCCGAUACGCGAUCGUUCGACUGACAAGCGUGCGGACUUCUCUACCCUGUGGCAGACAAAGUCAUCGGAAGGUGACAAAAGUAAAGAGCCUCUCGACAAUCGAUCGUCAUCAGCGUUUACUUCGCAACAGCGGGAACGAGAUUACGACGGGAACUUUGGACGAUCGAUCGAUAAAAAAACGGGAAAAACGAUUGUUUUCUUCGACGUCGUUCAAUGCGAUCUGCCGAGACGCGAACGAUAGGAAUAAACAGGCUCGAUGAAGACGGCGAAAGUGUGUGCCGGUUUCGUGUGUCUGAUCAAGUAAAACUGUUCAGUUAGUGAUAGAAAGAUUUUGUGUUCUGACGAACAGUGACCCGAGAAGUGUACGCUGAAUUCAGUUUCAAUUUCAAAUAGUAUAUUGUCUCAGCCCUAGUCAACAUCAUCAAAAAUAUUAGUAAUUCUUCAUAUUUUAAUUAAAACCAACUAGUUUUUUUUCAUCGGCGACAAGGGAACACGACUAAAUAAUUGAAAUAUAAUUGAAAAGGUUCAUUUUCUGCGUUGAGGAAGGAGAAAAUAUUAACUUGAAAAGUGUGCAUUGCAUUAGGUUUCAAUUUCAUAAGUCAGCACCAUACAAAAUAACAGAAAUUAUUCUCAACCUUAAAAUCAAUACCAAAUCAUUUUCAUCAAAUGUGCAAUCAUAAUUAAGUGAACAUCAAUCUUGGAAUAAACUACGUAUAUAAAUAGGGAAAUUUCGUGCUGCUGGAAGCAUUGAUGUUUCCCCAUCAUCUAGAAUAAUACCAAUUAUCCUCAGUCUUGGAGUCUGCAAAUGUGCAAUUAUAAUUGACGACUGAUUAGAGAGCCUGAUUAAAAGGAUCCAAGCUUAAGAACAAAAGAGACGGCCGUCGGUCGGUGUUCCCACGAUUGCCUCUUCCUGGUCUUAUACUGGAGCUGUACUUGCCGUACGCACCACUGCCGGGGGGUGGCGGAAUCCUCCCGGCGGUGAGCAGCGGUCCUGGUUCAGGAGGGUGUCGUCCGGUACUGUUGGGUGGCGUCGAUCUGUCGAUGUCGGCGGCAGUGCAGCCGGUCGCGACGCUGCCGACGCUACCGAGUAGCGGUCCGCCGCCGCACAAUCCGCUUCACCAUACACCUGGGGGGCUACCUCUGCCACCAUUGGGCUCGGCACCGGUGAUGAUGCCUCGGCCACCGGCGACCACCAUGCCAUCUUUGGGUCCUUCGUUACCGCCGUCGCAUCAGGACACCGGCGACUUGGCGGAGGCUGCGCCCAACCAGGACGUCCUCUUGGCUCUCCUCGCCAGGAACAAGAACUUGGAAGAACGGAAGAUCAAAACACCAAGCUGUUUUCCGAUCAAGGAAGAACCCUCGAUACCAAAAUGUGGAGGCUGUCAGGAAGCGAUUUUGGACAAGUACGUUCUGAGGGUUCUCGAAAGGUGUUGGCACGCGAGGUGUCUCACGUGCAGAGAUUGCGGUGCAAGAUUGACCGACAAAUGUUUUGCGAGGAACGGUCAUGUUUUCUGCAAGGACGACUUUUUCAAGUGUGGCAGGCGUUUUGGGACGAAAUGCGCGGGCUGCGGCCAAGGAUUGGCACCGUCGCAAGUUGUGCGUAGGGCCCAAGAAUUGGUCUACCAUCUAACUUGUUUCUCGUGCGCCCUUUGCUCUCGACAGUUGGACACUGGCGACGAAUUCUACCUCAUGGAGGACAGGAAGCUUGUUUGCAAGCCCGAUUACGAACAGGCAAAGGCAAAAGAAUUGGCAGACGGAGGAAGUAUAGACGGUGACCAACCAAACAAAAGGCCGAGGACGACGAUCACGGCAAAACAGCUGGAAACUUUGAAAUUAGCUUAUAAUACCAGUCCUAAACCAGCAAGGCACGUGCGAGAACAACUCUCACAGGAUACAGGACUCGACAUGCGUGUUGUUCAAGUCUGGUUUCAAAACAGGAGAGCAAAGGAGAAGAGACUGAAAAAAGAUGCGGGAAGAACGAGAUGGUCACAGUAUUUUCGAAGUAUGAAAGGAACAGGAGCUGGUGGACAUUCACCUAGACAUGAUAAGCUCCUUGAUAAGGAUGAACUUAAGGUCGACCUAGACUCCACCUUUGGUCACCAUGAUUUGAGUAACGACAGUUACGGCACUGUGGUGAACAUGGGAUUAGAUGGUGAAGGCGCGAGUCCAGGUGGCGGUGGAAAUGGGGCAGGUGGGGGCCCUCCACGUGGUUAUUUGGGUGCAACAACACCCCCUUAUCUUUCAACGUCCAGAUCACCGUCCUUACCACCUCAAUUCCCAUAUCCACCGGAUGCUGGCCUCUCCGUCUACACUACCCUAGGAGGCGCAGGUGGCAUGGUACCAGGGCCAGCGUCGGAUUUGAGCAACGAAUCGAGCGGAGGCGGCGGAGGCGGUGGAGGCGGCGGCGGAGGCGGUUACCCAGACUUUCCACCCUCGCCCGAUUCAUGGCUCGGCGAACCACCACCUCCACAUGCUCACCACCAUUCACACUACGCCACAUAACCCGGCAAACUUACGCGUUGCCAAGCACCGUUCGGAAGAGCGGAUCGGCGCAAAGCGUUCACCUGACGAGCCCUUCGACGAAACAUAACUCGGUCGAAAGACUAAGGCCCUCCAUCCGAUCAACCUGUCCUUCGUCGAUCGUCGAUGAUAACGAUCCUCGAACCGAUCGAAAGGGUCUCGGUGUUCUCGAUGUUCCAUCGUAAAAGAAAAAGGAUUCAUCUACGAGAGGAACUCGAUACAAAGCUGACAAUCGAGCACCGACUCGAGCCAGGGAAUCAUUCUACACCGUACUCUGCACCGUCCCGGCCGGUUUCCCGUCAUCGAAAUGAUGCCAUAUUGUCUGAGCUGUCGUAUAACGUUACAUUUAUAGCGCACGUACGAUACACAUUCGAUAGGUACGAUUAAUCUAAAUAUAUUUAUGUACAAGUUCCUCGUUUCUCGGUACUAUGGAGUUUAAUCGUCGAAUAAAGAAACCUAGAGGGUAGUUUAGACGUGUCGCGAGAAACGAGCGUUCGUUUGAAUCGAUGCGACUCAACAGAAAUAAACUGCUCUUCGAAUAUAUACCUUGAUAUUGAUUAAAAUCAAUAUUUGGGAAAUAUUUCGGGGAGCUCCAUUCGCUUGUUCCAACGAACGACUCCGUUGUAUCGAUCGAAAAAUCGCGAUUCUAAUUCGCAAAUCACAUCGUUUCGUUCAUAGGACACGUUUCUGUGGUAUUACAGCGCUUACGUGACGAUAGAAGUUUCAGGUGUCAUUUAUUGUAAAUAGUUUUCAGAUUAGAUUCUAUCAUACUACAGUAAAAGAAGGCAGAAAAUGAUAAGUAGGAACAGAAUAUAAAGAGGAUUGGCGUACAGCGAUCUUUGCAGGGACGACGCCGUCCGCAAGCAAAAUUCCGAAUAUAAAUUUAACCAUGAAGCACUUUUACGAAUCGACGCUCGUUAGAUAUCAUCCGUGUGAAUAAAAAUUUACCUAACAUUUUUCGAUAUUUUUCAUUAGUAUACUUAUAAAAAUACAUCGAAUAGCAAAACUUUCUUUGAAAAAAAUAUCAACGAAUUAUAAGGAUUCGUUUGAGAAAGAUCAAUGUUGGUUGAUCACAAUGUAAACAAUCACAUUAUCCCAUAAAAGUCACCACGUAUAAGGAUUUAGUAGUUUGAAAUUGGCGCGUGUCGCGACCAAUCAAAAGCACGCUACUUACCUUUCCGCGAACCGCUCAUGGUCAGUCGACUUUGAGAAGCGGUAGGGUGCAGACGUGACGUGUGAACGGUCCGCGUUAAUUGUACUACUUUCGAGCGUCUUGUAAACAUACUUGUGAUAACGUGAUUUCUAAUCGUGACAGUCGGAUGUGAACCGUUGAUCGUGUCGUAUUUUAUCACGUAUAAGGCGUUUCGUUUCCGAUCGGCGAACCUCAUGGGACCCCUGUCAUUGGAUAGACGCAUCUGCAUAACUGUAUAAUUGACGGUGUAUCGUGAGAUGUAUAGUAACUCUUGAAAUGUUUUCUAUCCUGGUAUGUACCAGUGUCUGAGGUUGUCAUCUAAAA
Molecule: messenger RNA, 4403 nt
Organism: Osmia bicornis bicornis
Lineage: Eukaryota; Metazoa; Arthropoda; Insecta; Hymenoptera; Megachilidae
Gene: Lim3
Product: LIM/homeobox protein Lhx3
Exons: 8
Coding region: 1409-2869 (486 amino acids)
Biological process (GO): neuron differentiation; regulation of transcription by RNA polymerase II
Cellular component (GO): nucleus
Molecular function (GO): DNA-binding transcription factor activity, RNA polymerase II-specific; RNA polymerase II transcription regulatory region sequence-specific DNA binding
Source: RefSeq, a predicted model, not a curated record